Messenger RNA from Pieris rapae (cabbage white), 7427 nucleotides. Its product is annotated as neural-cadherin. The record is from RefSeq and is a predicted model, not a curated record. Lineage: Eukaryota; Metazoa; Arthropoda; Insecta; Lepidoptera; Pieridae. Gene Ontology annotation, cellular component: catenin complex; plasma membrane. Gene Ontology annotation, biological process: homophilic cell-cell adhesion. The transcript is spliced from 10 exons. Gene Ontology annotation, molecular function: cadherin binding; calcium ion binding. The coding region runs from base 200 to 5380 and encodes 1726 amino acids.
UCCGCCCGCCUACCGCGCUUUUCCCUUCAACGUUCCUACUUUCCCUCCCUUCAAUGUCAAACCCAUCGAUAGUUAUUAAAGUGAAAAUCAAUUUCAGUGUCGUGUUAUCAGAUUAGUGUGUGGCAUGUAACCGGCGAAUAAUUAUUGCUGACACUUUAAGUGCGCCAUGCGGUGAACUCCGCUUAGUGGUAGCGUGGAUAUGGUCGACCCGUUGAAAAUAUUUUGGGUUUUGACAAACAGCACAUAUUUAGUGACUAAAUUCAUCCGUAUUGGAAUAGCAGACAAGAAUGACAACCCGCCGUAUUUCGAUAAGGAGCUGUACGAAGCUGAGGUCGACGAAAAUGAAGAUAUACAGCACACUGUUCUCACAGUCACCGCCAAAGAUCACGACGAAUCGUCGCGUAUUCGAUAUGAGAUCACGAGCGGGAACAUAGGUGGAGCUUUCGCCGUCAAGAACAUGACUGGCGCCAUCUACGUUGCAGGUGCUCUAGACUAUGAAACUAGGAAACGGUAUGAGCUGAGGUUGGCUGCGUCCGACAACCUUAAGGAAAACUACACAACAGUUGUGAUUCACGUCAAGGAUGUCAACGAUAAUCCGCCAGUGUUCGAGAGACCCACAUACCGAACCCAAAUCACAGAAGAAGAUGACCGCAAUCUACCCAAACGCGUGCUUCAGGUUACCGCUACCGAUGGCGAUAAAGACCGUCAACAAAAUAUCGUUUAUUUCUUGACGGGGCAGGGUAUUGAUCCUGAUAACCCGUCAAACAGUAAAUUUGAUAUAAACCGAACCACUGGAGAAAUAUUUGUUCUAAAGCCUUUAGAUCGUGAUCAGCCAAAUGGAAGACCACAGUGGAGAUUCACAGUUUUUGCUCAAGACGAAGGAGGCGAAGGACUGGUCGGUUAUGCCGAUGUUCAAGUCAAUCUUAAAGAUAUCAACGAUAAUGCUCCCAUCUUCCCUCAAGGGGUUUACUUCGGAAACGUGACUGAAAAUGGAACUGCUGGCAUGGUUGUUAUGACAAUGACGGCUAUUGAUUAUGAUGAUCCUGCGGAAAGUAACAAUGCUAAGCUCUGGUACUCUAUAGAGAAAAAUGUUAUUGAAGAAGAAACUGGAUCUCCCAUAUUUGAAAUUGAACCUGAAACUGGUGUUAUAAAAACGGCCGUUUGUUGUUUAGACCGUGAAAGGACACCGGAUUAUUCUAUUCAAAUAGUAGCGUCAGAUGGAGGGGGGUUGAAGGGUACUGGUACAGCAUCCAUUCGUGUUAAAGAUAUAAAUGAUAUGCCACCACAAUUUACAAAAGACGAAUGGUUUACUGAAGUAGAUGAAACAGAUGGUACUAAUCUUCCUGAAAUGCCUAUUCUUACUGUUACCGUUCAUGACGAAGACGAGACAAAUAAAUUUCAAUAUAAAGUCAUCGAAAAUAGUGGGUAUGGUGCUGAUAAGUUUACUAUGGUUAGAAAUAAUGACGGAACCGGGUCAUUAAAAAUUGUACAACCCUUAGAUUAUGAGGAUCAAUUACAAAGUAAUGGUUUUAGGUUUAGAAUUCAAGUUAACGAUAAAGGUGAAGACAACGACAAUGACAAAUAUCAUGUAGCUUAUUCGUGGGUAGUGGUAAAGUUAAGAGAUAUAAAUGACAAUAAACCCCAGUUUGACAGAGCAAAUAUUGAAGUAUCAGUUUAUGAAAACGCAGAGGUUGGAAAGAGUUUAGAAACCUUUAAAGCAACUGAUCCUGAUCAAGGUGGUAAAAGUAAAGUCUCCUAUGCAAUCGAUCGAUCUUCGGAUCGUAAACGCCAAUUCUCAAUAAAUCAAGAAGGCACUGUAAGUAUACAACGGUCUUUAGAUAGAGAAGAAACUCCUAGGCAUCAAGUUAAAAUAUUAGCUAUUGAUGAUGGUCUGCCACCAAGAACUGCAACUGCGACGCUAACAGUUAUAGUGCAAGAUAUAAAUGACAAUGCACCUACAUUUUUAAAAGAUUAUAGACCUGUAUUAACUGAACAUAUAACUCCUAAAAAGGUUGCCGAAAUCUUAGCUACUGAUGAUGACGAUAGAUCAAAGAGCAACGGUCCGCCAUUCCAAUUCAGACUAGACCCAGGUGCUGAUGAUAUUAUUAGAGCUUCCUUUAAAGUUGAACAAGAUCAAAAGGGUGCUAAUGGUGACGGAAUGGCUAUCGUAUCAUCGUUAAGAUCCUUUGAUAGAGAACAACAGAAGGAGUACCUUAUUCCUAUCAUUAUUAAGGAUCACGGUAAUCCUGCAAUGACUGGAACAAGCACUCUAACGGUUGUCAUUGGUGAUGUAAAUGACAAUAAAAUGCAACCUGGUUCUAAAGAUAUACUUGUCUACAGUUACCAAGGGCAAGCUCCAGAUACUGAAAUAGGUAGAGUAUAUGUUUACGAUCUAGAUGACUGGGAUUUGCCAGACAAAAAGUUCUUUUGGGAAAGUACUGAACAUCCUAAUUUCACUUUAAAUGAAGAAACUGGUAUGAUUCAAAUGAAACAUAAAACUCGAGAGGGUCGAUAUCAUUUGAAAUUCAAGGUUUAUGAUCGAAAACACACGCAAACUGAUGUACCUGCAAACGUCACAGUUUAUGUAAAAGAAAUAUCGCAUGAUGCUAUUAUAAACUCAGGAUCAAUACGAAUGUCGGGAAUAUCGGAUGAAGACUUUAUAAGAGUAUGGAAUUAUAAAACAUUAAGCGUUUCGAGAAGCAAAUUGGAUAUUUUUAAAGAUAAAUUGGCAGAUUUAUUGAACACAGAAAGAGAAAAUAUCGAUGUAUUCAGUGUACAGCUAAGGAAAAAACAUCCACCUGUUACAGAUAUCCGCUUCUCGGCUCACGGAGCACACUAUUAUAAACCAAUCCGACUUAAUGGUAUAGUUUUGAUGCAUAGAGAAGAAAUCGAAAGAGCUGUUGGAAUAAAUAUAACUAUGGUUGGAAUUGAUGAAUGUUUAUAUGAAAAUCAUGCAUGUGAGGGUUCCUGUACUAAUGUUCUCGAUAUAAGCAACUUACCUUACAUGGUAAAUGCAAAUAAAACCGCACUUGUAGGUGUUCGUGUUGAUGUUCUUGCAGAAUGCACAUGUGGCGCAAGAAAUUUCACUCAAGCAGAAACAUGCCGUAAUUCCCCAUGCUAUAAUGGAGGAAGGUGUAUAGAAGGUAAAUAUGGAUUAACAUGCUCUUGUCCUCCGGGUUACACCGGUCCAAGGUGUCAACAAACGUCACGCAGUUUCAGAGGUACCGGAUGGGCUUGGUAUCCGUCUUUAGAAAUGUGCGAUAGCUCCCACUUAAGCUUCGAAUUUAUAACAAGAAAAUCAGAAGGUGUACUUUUAUAUAACGGCCCGAUUGUACCACCGGAACCAGAAGAAAUUAUGGUAUCUGACUUUAUAUCGGUAGAGCUAGAGAGAGGCAACCCGCGAUUACUAAUAGAUUUUGGAUCUGGCACGCUGGAACUCAGAGUAAAAACUAAAAAGCCUUUAGAUGAUGGAGAAUGGCAUCGCUUAGAUAUAUUCUGGGAUACUGAAAAUGUAAGAAUGAUUGUAGAUUUUUGUAGAUCUGCUGAUGUACAAGAGAUGGAGGAUGGUACACCUCCGAAUUUUGAUGACUCAACCUGUCAAGCUACGGGAACGAUUCCUCCUUUCAACGAAUACUUAAAUGUUAAUGCACCACUUCAAAUUGGAGGUCUGUAUAUCGAACACUUUGACCCUACUCAUUAUCAUUGGCAGUUUAUGCCUAUUGGUAAAGGAUUUGAUGGGUGUAUAAGAAACCUCAUUCACAACAGUAAACUAUAUGACCUGGCUCAUCCUGGACUUUCUAGAAAUUCAGUUGCUGGCUGUCCCCAAACAGAAGAGAUAUGUAAUCAAGCAGAUACUACAUCUAGAUGUUGGGAACAUGGUACUUGUGUAGGUAGUUUCUCUGAAGCGAGAUGUCAAUGCCAACCUGGUUGGACAGGACCAUCGUGUAAUUUGCCAACUACACCUACUAGCUUUAGGCCUCAAAGCUACGUGAAGUUUGCUUUAAGUUUUGAACCUGAUAGGUUUAGUACUCAGAUUCAACUUCGAUUCAGAACACGUGAACCGCACGGUGAACUUUUUAGAGUAAGCGACCAACAUAACCGAGAAUAUGGUAUACUGGAAGUUAAGGAAUCACGACUGCACUUCAGAUUUAACUUGAACUCUUUGCGAACUGAAGAACGUGAUGUUUGGUUAAAUUCAGUAGCUGUAGAUGAUGGACAAUGGCAUAUUGCCCGCGUAAGCCGAUAUGGUAGUGCCGCUACGCUAGAAAUAGAUGGUGGCGAGGGAAGAAGAUAUAACGAAACCUUUACAUUUGAGGGCCACCAAUGGCUUUUAGUCGAUAAACAAGAAGGUGUGUAUGCUGGCGGUAAAGCAGAAUAUACUGGAGUAAGAACAUUCGAAGUUUAUGCUGAUUUCCAAAAAGGAUGCUUGGAUGAUAUACGCUUAGAAGGCAAACAUCUACCGUUGCCUCCGGCAAUGAACGGUACUCAGUGGGGACAAGCAACUAUGGCAAGAAACUUGGACCGCAACUGCCCGUCUAAUAGCCCUUGUAUCAACGUUCACUGCACGGAACCGUUUGUAUGCGUGGACCUAUGGAACGAGUACGAAUGCACGUGUCCCGACGGAUCCACGCGAGCUGGCGGCACUUGUGUGAACGUGAACGAGUGUUUGGCAAAUCCGUGCCUGAACGGCGGGGAGUGCGUUGAUCGCGAACCGACUCGCCGCUACGACUGUAUCUGUGCGUUUGGAUACGCCGGCCACGACUGCGAAUUAGAACUGCUCGCGUCGGGAAUCAUCAUGCCCUCCAGAGAUUUCAUUAUAGCUAUCAUUGUCUGUUUGUUUUUGCUUUUAGUUCUGGUUCUGGUAUUCGUGGUAUACAACCGACGGCGAGAGGCUCACAUCAAGUAUCCUGGCCCUGAUGAUGAUGUGCGGGAGAACAUAAUUAACUACGAUGACGAAGGAGGUGGUGAGGAUGAUAUGACGGCCUUCGACAUCACUCCACUACAAAUACCUAUUGGGGGACCGCUUCCAGAUCAUGUUCCAACAAAAUUACCUUAUCCUCUGAUGAGUGUUGGCCUGGGAGUUGGUCCAAUGGGUGUAAGCGUGGCUCCACCACUCGGCGUUUCCUUGCCCGGCGAGACCAAUGUUGGUAUGUUCAUUGAGGACCAUAAAAGACGGGCAGAUAGUGACCCAAAUGCCCCGCCUUUUGAUGACCUGAGGAACUACGCCUAUGAGGGAGGCGGCAGCACUGCUGGAUCGUUGUCUUCGUUGGCUUCCGGCACGGACGAUGAGAAUCACGAAUACGGCUACCUAACUGCUUGGGGCCCUCGCUUCGACAAGUUGGCUGACCUCUACGGACCCGAACUUGACGAACAACUGUAGAUUUGCAAAUAGUUCGAUCGGAUUUCCCGCGCCUAAAACCAUCGCGCAGAUUAGUCAAUUGUCACCCUUAUUUUAACCAUGACAGGGAGUGACGCAGCGGUCUAUGCAAUUCGAUACGCACCUGACGCGUGGGCUGUGCUCACUAUCAAUUAUUUAAAUUUAUUAAACGUGUUAGCUUAAGAGCGUUGACGUACUCUACGUCGCUACGUAUAAUCUUCACCAAAUAUUUGAUAUAAGUUUUUAUUCGAGUUAGCCAUAAAUAUUAUGAGUCAGUAUUUUAUUGGAAGUUGGAAUAAUGGAUUUCUGCUGGAGGGCCAUAAGCGAAUAAUGGGUGUUUGUAGAUAGUGUGCUAUAAAUGUGAAUAAUUUAUACGAGUAUUUUGUAAGUCCGCAGCUUUACGUGAUAUCUCUCGGCUUACGGCCCUUCCGUAACAAAUCGAUACCUACUAUGAAAAUAUAUGUUAUAUUUUAUAUUUAUAAUAUUUAAUAAAAUUCGUACAGACGUCGAGUUUAUAAUGCUCAUUCGGUAUGGAAUAAUCGCCGGGGGAUGUACAUAUAAUUAUUUAAAAACUUACCCCUAUUAGUUUUAACAAAAAUCGACAGCUCUAUUCGAAUCUCUUCGUAAGUGUACAGUAACUGGUGUUCCUCUCCAAAAGUCUCCAUUUGUAGCGUAGUUGUGUAGAUUACCUGUAAGCCCUCGGGCUCGUUGAGAAUUAAUAAAAUACGUAGAUUAAUGGUGGGGUGUUACUGUCGAGCGUCGUAAGAGCGACAAUACCUGAGGUGAUUGCGAGUGGAGUGAUUGAGGCACGCAGAAGUCAGCCGUCCGCUACUCGCAAGACGCAAUGCUCUCUCAGCUCCGUCUCCGGCAGUAACGGACGAAGGACUCUGCACGGACAUGAAUGAGACAGUGCCAAUUUAUGCAUACAUGUGUAUGCAGCUAAUAUGAUAAGUGUUUGCACUUUAUUUAUUUAUAUAUUUACGUAUAAAUUUAGUCGCACCUAGGAAAAUAUCAAUAACUUACUAAGAGUGUUGUGCUAGAUUUAUGUUAUCGAUUUUGACGUGAGAUAGUCGACGGAACCGUUAGAAGUCACUAAUUUAAAUCUAAUUUAUAAGAAUUUAUAGUAAAAUUAAAAUUAUUAAAGGUUUCGCAAACACUGUCUCACUUCGACAUCGAAUUAGGAUCAGUGUAAAUUUUAGAAUAUAUUGAUUAUUGUGUUAAAAUGACUGAUUUUUAUUAUGCGUUUGAAAGCCUAAGAUUACGUAGACUCGGUUAUUUCUUUACCUAAUAUAGAUUCGAACAUCUACUGUAAGAACACUCUAGUUUGCACCCAAGACGAAUAUUCAAGUCUCAAUAAAGCAAUUCUCGUUAAUUACUAUUCUUGUAAGUAGACGUUUAAUAUUUAGUCCGAGAUUGAUGUUCUAGGUUUUAUUGUUCUUUUAAAAUAUCAUUACACUGCCAGUAAUCAUAGACGAAGUACGAUAGGUUUUGGUCCGAUUUUAUAUUUUUCUCGUAUACAUGAAUAUUGUAAUUACCUACAUUUAAGUUUUUGAACUUUUUUAUAAUGAACGUGAUGCUCCGCUUUCAACUGAUUCGUGCUAAGAAUGCACAAACUCUUGAUUUAAGCUCUGCGUUGUCUCGAAACGUGUACCUUUACAAUUUACUAUGUUUAUACCAAAGACACUUAUGGCUGUAUAUACCCAAUGCUGUUGUCAUGUUUCCGGCAAAAUUACUGUUGUUUACAUUAAAGCGAAAUCGUUUGUGUUCAGAAUUUAUGCAUGAGUAACGUUCGUUGCAGCUGCCGCGGCUUAUAAAGAUAGUUACACACGACGCACUCUAGAUAAUAUUUUGAUAAUUACAGUAAGUACACUAAUUAUGACGGCAGAGCACACAAUUCCAGUACAAACAAUGAAAUGCGGAAAUGACAUCGUACACCUAAUUUUAUUUUAGACAUUAAUUUAACCUAAAUAGUUAUGUUUUGUUUCAACUGUGAUUAUUUAGUUGUACAACUCUAAAAUUACAUAAAAGAAUAAAUAAAGUAUGAAAAAUG